AUGAGGAUAUGCCCAAUCAACACAGUCUCUUCCUCGUUAAUGAUCGGCUUGGCAGGUUCCACGCUGGCCAUGGCUUCCUUGGGGUCUGGUCCCCCAGACCGGCCUUCGCAGCCGACAUCGUUGACAUCAAGUGUCAUGAACUACGUAGAACGGUCAACAGAUAAUCCAUUGCAACCGCUGCCGUUGCCGUCGAUUGGCAAACGCCUAUUGAACACAGAUGAUACUGAGAGCGGUCUUACAAGCCGGGGGGUUCACAACAGUGACAGCGAGUCUGGUGGCUCCGUCAGCGACUACUUCGGAAGAGCAUGGGAGCGCCCCUCCGGCUCUUCUCACCCACUCACCACCCCUACAGAGUCCACCGGCACGCCCUUCUCAACAGAAUCCUCUGGUUCCGACUCAAACGACUCCAGAGGGAGAGGUCUGGUGAGAAACAGAUUCGCUAGGGUCAUUCGACAUGGGACACCCCCUCCCUUUUCGUCACCAGAGCCAGACUGGUCGAAGAAGCGUGUACCGCCUGCACAUAGAAAACAGCAGAGACGUCUCAAGGCGAUGAUGGGGGAGCCGGCUGCAGGGACAGGUAUCCGCGGCCCGCGACCGACACCUUUGCAAAUCCCUGGAAAGCCACGACAAGGGUCAGGUGGGAAGAAGCUUUGGGAGUACCUCAAUUUGGGAAAUCCAGAUGAUUGGAAGAAAUCAUCCCCGUCCCCAAAGACUUUCCAGAAGCUGAACUUGAACGGUAUACCAGGCAGUCCUCCGCCAAGAGCUUGGGAGGCACCUCCGCAGAAGAAGAAGGGAGUGGCAUCCAGGAUGGGGGGCAUGGCAAAGUCAGGAAUGGGCAAGCUCACAAAGGGGUUCAAGAAGCUCUUUGGUAAGCGCAGUCUGGACGGGUUCGAGCAGCAACCUGCUCCUGGGGGUGGCUUCUUCUUUCGACAUACACAGGCUGCCACGGAGCCUCGCUUUCCCAACGGACCGCAAUUCUUCAAGUCGGAGAGGCCGUCCAAUUCACAGGGCAGGUACGCUAUCCCUCCUUUACCGCCGACGGCCCCAAAGAGGUUCAAGGAGCUUGAAGGCGUUGCUUCUCCGUUGCGCCACACUAAGCCACCAAGAACGAAGAAAGUGAGGGGAGCUGUGCAGAAGGCGAAGAAGACGCUCAAGAAGAUCGGAAAAUUCUUCUGGAGGUAG
Messenger RNA from Microstroma glucosiphilum, 1182 nucleotides. RefSeq lists its product as hypothetical. The coding region runs from base 1 to 1182 and encodes 393 amino acids. Lineage: Eukaryota; Fungi; Basidiomycota; Exobasidiomycetes; Microstromatales; Microstromataceae. The transcript has a single exon. The record is from RefSeq and is a predicted model, not a curated record.